GGCAUUACGUGGCUGCUGGGCUCGUGCGGGAACACCAAUUUGAGUUGGCGUUGGACCAUAUCGAAAACAUGGAGAGAAGAGACAUAGUAGUAGAGGGCUGGCUUUACAAUAUGCUUAUCUACUACCUCUGUGAGUUCGGGGAGUUUGACGAGAUUGUUCGGCUUAUGCGACUGCGGGUAAACCAGGGGCAUACUAUCUCGAAAGAUCUGUGGCGGCACGUGUUGGAUGCUGCGAGUGCCGCUUCUCACCACGAAUCCACUCAUUACAUAUGGCGACAGAUGGUGGAGCUGGGAUACCUGCGUCCGUCAUAUAGCGUCUGCCAGAAUGUCCUCACGGUGGCAUCCCGUACAGGCGACACGGAGCUCGUCUCGUCGGUGAUACGGCUCCUAGCCGAGAUCGAAAUGCCUUUGAGCUCAGAGGACUACGAAAAAGUUGCCGAAGCCCAUGUGGUGCAAGGCGACCUUUACUCCGGGUUCGAAGUCCUGUGCAGGAUGGCCGCGGCAGGCAUUGCCUUGCAACCAAGCUCCACGCGCGCCAUCCUCACCUACAUGAUCCAGGAGAGGAUGCAACCACGGGAUGCUUGGGCGAUUUUGAAACGACUGAAAUCAUCAGACUAUGCGAUUCCAUUAAAGUGCGCCCACGUCGUCCUGGAACUUUGUGAACACGAAGCUCUCCACGACUCUUCCUACCUCGAUGAAGGAGUGACGCUUUACAAAGAGCUCUACGCGCUCUGUCCAGACAAGGCCGAUGUUAGUGUCUUCAACACAUUGGUCGGCAUGUGCCGACGGGCGAAGAACACCGACGCAGGCAUGUUCAUCAUCAAGGAGAUGGCAUCGCUCCGAGUCGUGCCCAACACCACCACAUUUGAACACCUGAUCCUCAUGUGUCUGGACGCCGGCAAUUCCGAGUCCGCAUACAUGUAUUUCCAAGAUCUGCUCGCGCGGGGUUCGGGGCUCAGCGAGGACGCGCGCGUCGAGAUCCGCGAGCAGUGUUCCCAGCUCGAUGGGGAUUUCGCCCAGCAACUACGACAUCACCCCGAGAUCCGGGGCAACCAGAGGGAAUACCCGGAAGAAUAUCCACCCCUCACGCAGAGGGGGCCGUCUAAUUGGACGCCAGAGUCUCCGGGGGAGUUUCAAAAACGUACUCCAAGACCGGUGGAUAAAGAGGCGCGGCGCGCGGAAAGUAAAGAGCGCCGCAAGCGAAAGCGGAGACGCUUGGCUAUUGCGCGGGCUCAGGAUGAGGACGACUGGAUGGACUAUAAACCCGGGGGGCUCGUCCCUGAUCCCAUACCGGGGGAUGAGAAAUAGCCAUCCAAGUGAUCUUUUCCAUUGCAGAUAACAGCGACAAACCGGUGGCAGUAUCACAGUAUACUACCAUCACAUCAUGUACAUUAGCUAGCAUUCUUGGAGCAUAUUGAUAAAAUGGUAUUGAGCGGGUAACAUGGAAGCAGAAUACGGUGUAGUUACGAGA
Aspergillus campestris IBT 28561 is the source of this 1470-nucleotide messenger RNA. RefSeq names its product pentatricopeptide repeat protein. The record is from RefSeq and is a predicted model, not a curated record. The transcript has a single exon. Gene Ontology annotation, molecular function: protein binding. NCBI's taxonomy places the organism in Eukaryota, Fungi, Ascomycota, Eurotiomycetes, Eurotiales, Aspergillaceae. Bases 111 to 1307 code for a protein of 398 amino acids.